UUUCCGAAAUUAAGAGACCAGACAGCACUAAGAGCUCAUAAAAGCAAUAAGGACGCAAUGACAGUGUCACAGGAAUACCGUUCUGAAGGAUGAUUGGAAGACACCUGACGAUUCUGACAAACGUGUAACCAGCAUGGAAUAUACUCGUGCAUCUACAGUAUGUUUUUUAUGCGUACAUGCAUCUGUGGAAUGUGACUCGGUCUUUGUUGCAUGCUAGCGACUGUCUGUGUGAGUUAUUCAAGUCUGUGAUGUAAGCCAGCAUCAAUGGCGGAGCUGAAUCCUGUCUCAAGCGCUCAUGUCUUGCUGGAAUCUAUGCUUCAAAAAUUACGGCUUAACACUCAAAGCAACAACGGCUCACAGACUGAUAUCCAAACAAGCAGUUCGCCUGUAGAGUUUAAUGCUGUAACAGGGGAGGAUUCAUCUGAAGUUUAUCAGUUUGGAUGUCCAUCCAACAACAGCGGAGAGCAAGACAGACGCUCCUCCAUUUGGAAUAAUGCGGGCCUGCGGAAUGAGAGUCCGUGGAGUCACCAGUCAUUUCCUUUUGGGGGCACAUCAACACCAAAUUCAAAUAAUCCAUUCAGAAAGAUCAGGAAACAUGUAUUUUCUCCUAAACCUAAACGGACACCAUUAUGGAGGGGACCCAAUAACUUUACCCCGGAGAGGGACAAUGAUGUCAUUUCCUGGGCUGGACAGGAUGGGACGUCCAGACUGGAGAAGUAUAUCCAAAUUUCUGUGGAAGGGGAAAACAGGGAUGUGCUGGACUCAGGCGUGCCACCUUUAUUCACAACAGAACCGUACCAAAAGCCACCUGACCUUCUAGCCCAGACAGUACCAACAUCUACUUCAGUGUUGGAAACACCAGAGGUCAGGGGUCAAAGUGGCACAUGGAGCUGGGGUGUCGGGACAGAUUAUGGAAAAACAACAAAGACGAGUAAAAAGAAGUGGGGCGAGGCUAAACGGUGGGCCAAGAAGGUGAAGGAGCAAUGGAGAGAGAAACACAGAGGCACAGAGAAUGAACCAGGAUAUGAUGGAGAAACACAAGAGAUGAACGAAGAAGUGCAAAGUAAUCUUUCUCCAUUACCUGGACCCAUUGAUGUAAACAACACAAGUACAGAACUUGUUUACACUUCAUAUAUUCACAAUGAACCAAUCGACACAGGACUGGAUGAAGCUGGCACUAGUUCACUAACCUUCAUGAGUGAAAAUCUAUUCACCCUUAGAACUUCUAAUUUAAUGGAAGAGAUCUUCAGUGGAACGGAGUGGGCUCAGUUUCUCUCAGUUAACACCACCACACAGGACCAAUCAAAUGACUCACCAAGUAUUAAUAACCAAUCAGGUGAAGAAGAAUGGACUGGCAAAUGGACACAUACAGACAUAACAAAUUCACAUUUGGGUAUGACUCAAGAGCAGAUGUCUCUCCCUGACAGCUCUACACAAGACAUGGCUGUCGAUCAACCCGUCUAUAGGCGACAUGGCAUAUCGCAGAUUGUUACAGAACUUACAAAUCAAUUACAAACUUCUGAUAUGUGUACAAACCAGUUACAAUAUGUCGAUCUGAGCCUCAACGAGACUCACAACAGCCAGAAAAUGAACGAACAAUCACAAUUUUCUCACCAACCCUCAAAUGAAUCUGAGAAUAGCGUUCCCAGUUAUUCCCAACCACAAGUGUCUGACCUCAGCCGUGAGCAGUCUCAAGAUGGGAAAGAAGGUUUCAUACCUCUCUUGGAUCUUUCAUAUCUUAAGCCGGUGGACAGUUCCUCCACGAGCACACAAGGAUCUCUGCGGCGUAAAAGGGAGCACUGGACUAGAAGAAGGGAACCGUCUGAAGACACAGGACAAGAUAUGGAGGAUGAGAACCACAGGAGCUCUUAUAUGUCUACACACUCUUCAAACUCCACCUGCAGCAUCUCACCCACAUCUUAUCUCAACUCCUACCAGAACUCUGAAGACAUAGAGUCGUCCUUUUCUAUGGAGACGGCAGUUAAAAAGAGGAGGAUGGAAAAUUCCCGUCAUGUUCGAUUCGCUGAAGAGGUGGUCAUCCUACCACCCACCAUCUGGCCCGAGGAGGAGGAGGAAGAGGAGGAAAAUGAGGAGGUGGUGGAAAAAGAGGAGGAUUGGCAGGAGGAUCCUGCGCCCCGCUCCUCUUUCCCAAAGUGGAUCGGCUCUAUAAAAGGUUUUAAGAGGACAAAGUACAAAUUUUAA
Molecule: messenger RNA, 2202 nt
Organism: Triplophysa rosa
Lineage: Eukaryota; Metazoa; Chordata; Actinopteri; Cypriniformes; Nemacheilidae
Exons: 5
Coding region: 265-2202 (645 amino acids)
Source: RefSeq, a predicted model, not a curated record